Ilyonectria robusta is the source of this 993-nucleotide messenger RNA. RefSeq names its product 2-nitropropane dioxygenase. Bases 1 to 993 code for a protein of 330 amino acids. The record is from RefSeq and is a predicted model, not a curated record. The transcript is spliced from 7 exons. Gene Ontology annotation, molecular function: nitronate monooxygenase activity. NCBI's taxonomy places the organism in Eukaryota, Fungi, Ascomycota, Sordariomycetes, Hypocreales, Nectriaceae.
AUGCCAAUUGCAACUGCCUUAACGGAAGCACUGGGGAUUGAAGUCCCGGUUAUUCAGGCUGGGAUGCAAUGGGUUGCUUACGCAGAACUUUCGGCCGCGGUCUCAAAUGCGGGAGGAUUGGGGAUUCUCAGCGCAUUGUCACAGCCGACACCUGAGGACCUCCGAAAAGAGAUUCGAAAAUGUCGCGGCUUGACGGAUAAACCGUUUGGCGUCAAUAUCACCCUUCUUCCCUCCAUCAACCCUCCUGAUUAUGAAGCCUAUGCUAGGGUUGUUAUUGAAGAAGGUGUUAAAAUAGUCGAAACUGCUGGUUCUAACCCUAGCAAGGUCAUCAACUUGUUGAAGUCGGCGAACACGAAGAUUAUUCACAAGUGCACAACCAUUCGACACGCUCUGUCAGCUGAAAAGCUGAAUGUCGACUUCAUUUCCAUAGACGGUUUUGAGGCGGCGGGCCACAUCGGCGAUGGUGAUAUUUCGAGCCAGAUUCUUCUUCGGCGCGCUGCCCAGUCACUAUCUGUCCCCUUUAUAGCUGCGGGCGGAUUUGCAGAUGGCCAGGGCCUUGCUUCCGCAUUAUCGUUGGGCGCGUGCGGCAUCAACAUGGGCACUCGGUUUAUGUGCACGGUGGAGAGCCCCAUCCAUCCCAAUGUCAAGCAGGCUAUCACCGAAGCCAGUGAGGGGGAUACCGAAUUGCUUUUAAGGAAAUGGAAGAACACCAAUCGACUUUUCAAAAACGAAGUCGCAAAGGAGGUGAAACGAAUCGAGACAGACCAACCAGGAUCUCAGUUCAACGACGUGCAGCACCUCGUUUCUGGACAGCGCGGAAAACAGGUGUUUCUGACUGGUGAUAUCAACGCAGGGGUGUGGACAGUUGGCCCUGUUCUGGGAGUUAUCCAGGACGUUCCUACAUGUGCAACGCUCCUUUCCCGAAUUGAACGGGAAGCGAUUGAUACUAUGGCUAGGAUCAAUGGACUUGUUCGUCCAAAAGGAAAACUAUAA